UAUUUGCGUCCUCAUAUUUUGCCUCACAUAGAGGGGGUCUGGAACGAACACUCUGUCAACUCUACAAGAGAAACCUACGACUUUCCCAACAGUCUCAAUAGCGUGUUUAACUACCACGAGGUUUUGACGUCUCUCACAAUGGCGCCGGCAGCGUCGAAUCCGAAGACUCCACACGCUCCGACAAAGUUCGUCCCAUCAACAAUAUACAAACCCGCUGUUCUGCAUCCGCCACAUUCUCUCAGCAAGAUAGGGCAGAGCGGCCACUGGGUACCAUAUCCUCUUGGUCUCAUGCCGUACGAUUCUUGGUACAAGCUCCAUCAUAGUAAUGGUGCUGACAUCCAGCCGAAACCGGCUCUCAGCUGUCCGGUCUGUGGAGGUAAGCGUGAAAUGACCGCUCACAUGCACAAACUAUUUCUGGUCGCCGAACGGCUUACCUGGGAGGACGAUCUACUGUCAGUUCACGACAAAGAACUCAACGCGAACUUGAACCUCAAGAUCAACAACGAGCACGGCAUCCAACGGCCCAUCGUCAACAACUCAGUACAUCUACCUGGGAGCAAGUACAGUAAGAUGAACAAAUUCCAUCCUUACUACAAUGAGCAUGAGAUGAUGCUCGCCCUUGAACUUCUGUCUGCAACAGAGAGCUUGACAGAAGCAUCGUGGUCGUUGUGGCUUGAGAUGCAGCUGUAUGCCGAAAAGAUAUGGGGAGCAGGCGAAACAACAGGUAGUCUCUCGUCUGAGACGAUGGCAGGAGAGCAUAUGAGAGCACCUGACACGACAUCACAUGACUGUGUGUCUGAACGACCGAGACACACUUCUGGGUUGCUCACGCCGCCAUUAUCCUCCGAGAAAGAGCCUGUGCAUGAAGACGCUUCCUUGAAGACAUCCACGACCACUGUCUUGCCCAUUCACGCUGCUAUUUCUGCCAUGCAACAGAGUCGUUCUACCACCAACGCCACAACUUCUUCCAGCUGUAGCAACCGCAUCAUCAGCUAUAGAAGCCUGCAAGACUUCUACACCCUUCUCGACCAGAUUGAGAGAACAUCGUAUGUCGGAGCGCUCUUCCUGGAAUCGUACGCUGAGAGGCUGAAGGACGAUAUGUGCAAGGACUGCUGGUUUGCUCACAACGUCAGACUUGAUGUUUUCUAGUGAGUUUCCGUGUACGUUCAUUGUUUCGAAAACCUCCCUAGAAGCUCACUAUAUAUUCCUGCGUUGGGCGAAAGAGGGGCGAUGCACGGAAGCGGAGCUUGUUCCUAGCCGUCGCGGCAUUACGCCUCUUGUGGCGGUGCUCUGUACAUAGACAUAUGAAACCCAUCACAACAUGACGUGGUCUCGUGGCUGUAUUCCGACAUGGUACAAACAUGUCAGGGUGGAUAACAA
Molecule: messenger RNA, 1380 nt
Organism: Alternaria alternata
Lineage: Eukaryota; Fungi; Ascomycota; Dothideomycetes; Pleosporales; Pleosporaceae
Exons: 1
Coding region: 139-1149 (336 amino acids)
Source: RefSeq, a predicted model, not a curated record